Talpa occidentalis (Iberian mole) is the source of this 1087-nucleotide messenger RNA. It is a transcript of the gene TMEM14A, whose product is annotated as transmembrane protein 14A. The coding region runs from base 238 to 537 and encodes 99 amino acids. Gene Ontology annotation, biological process: regulation of heme biosynthetic process. NCBI's taxonomy places the organism in Eukaryota, Metazoa, Chordata, Mammalia, Eulipotyphla, Talpidae. Gene Ontology annotation, cellular component: mitochondrial membrane. The record is from RefSeq and is a predicted model, not a curated record. The transcript is spliced from 6 exons.
CCCGCCGCCCCAGCCCGGUGCUGCAAAGUAGGUUGCAGAGUCGCAAGGCGCUGCCAGUGAGGCUGCUUCCGGACGCCGGGGAUCUAGUUUGCUGGCUUCUCAGUCCCGAUUUCUCUCUUCUCAGCCGUGCUGAGGGCUCGGGCCUGCAGGUAUUAAGGAGUUUCCAGUGCCUUCAUCUCCACCUGUGUCUCCAAUUCCCUCCCCUCAGUUCCUUCCUCGCAAAUUGCAACUUUACCAAUGGACCUGAUUGGUUUUGGAUACGCAGCCCUUUUGACAUUUGGAAGCAUCUUGGGAUAUAAGCGAAGAGGUGGUGUUCCAUCAUUGAUAGCAGGUCUAUUUGUUGGAUUCUUGGCUGGCUAUGGAGCUUACCGUGUCUCCAAUGACAAGCGAGAUGUAAAACUAUCCCUGUUUACAGCUUUCUUCCUGGCCACCAUCAUGGGUGUGAGAUUUAAGAGAUCUAAGAAAAUAAUGCCAGCUGGGCUUGUUGCUGGUUUAAGCCUCAUGAUGAUCCUGAGACUUGUCCUGCUGCUACUCUGAAAAUCCAGAGGGACUGAAGGCUGAAUCCACGUCAUUCUACUGUAAGGUGCAGAGCAUGCUCGCUGGGUUUAGAAGAUGAAUUUCAGUAUGGUUUGCAGGUGUCUUGUUUAUGUUAGAAACAAAAGAAACACUGUUACCUUUAAUAUGAUGCUAAUUUGAGGUGUGUUUUUUAACAAAAACUUUAACUGUUUUCUAAUUGUCAGGUACUGUUUUGUUAAGAUAUUUAAUGGAUCGCAAUACAUUCUUUAAUUUGCUGUGUCUAGUUUUUUAUAUGUAAUAUUUUGACAAUUCCAAAUUCUCAAUUGAGGUUUAAAUUAAACUACAAUGUAUCAGAUAACAGAAUACCCUAAGUAAACUUCACAGAAUGGUAAUGUAUCUAUUUGUGUUAAUACUAGAAAUUCUAUUUUUCUGCUUUAAUUGUAUUGCUGGGAGCACUGCUUUUUUUCCUUGAAAAAAAAUUCCAUUCUUCACACACCCUGUGUAAUAACAGAAUGUAUUCAGUAUUCAAAUAAAAGGCCUUCUGCUUUAAGCUCAUUUCUUUCAUUUUAGU